Molecule: messenger RNA, 2070 nt
Organism: Chara braunii
Lineage: Eukaryota; Viridiplantae; Streptophyta; Charophyceae; Charales; Characeae
Source: the annotation of a GenBank genome assembly
GACGACGAUGGCGCCAGUGGUGAUGAUCACGGUGACGGAGGAGAUAGGCCACGACCWGCACAUGGUGACACGAUGCGCGCYGACGGGGCAGGGGGCGAGCACCGCACAGCAGUAGAUGACGCUCGAGAUGGAGUGCAUGAUGAUGGUUCACGACCUGUCUCGGGCGGUGACCUGAGGCGCUUGAAACGCGGACCAAGGGAAAAAGACACUAUCGCUUCACGUGUGCGCAAGCGUCAUGGUGGGGUUGCUAGCAUUCCACUAUCACGAGUCCCCGCAACUGGGCAUAUUCCAGUUUCAAAGGACUCUUUGAGCGAUCACGGCGGCGAGGAGCGGAUCGAGCUGCAUGGCGGGAGCGGUCAUCCACGAGGUGACACUUCGAGUAUGCACGCGACAGCUCCGAUGGGCCCUUCCGCAGCAGUCCCAGAAUCGCAACAGGGUCCAGCACCGUUGAUGCGUCAUCCCGAGGUUCAGGGAGAGAUCAGUCCUCUCCCGGCAGUGCGGGACGAGGGUUCUGUCGGUGCACUGCAUCCACUCACGUCUGCCGGAGCGRCAGUCUCAGUUGCAGCGACCUCGGAUGUGGGACAACCACUGGCAGCGGCGGAGCAAGAAAGUAUUCUCCCACCUCGCAGUGUUCAACCGCGGCCACCGCCCGCAUUGAUGGAGGGGAGUCAGGGGACCGUUGUUGUGUGUCAAGGCGACGAUCUCCCGGAACGUGAUAUCUCACACACUCCCGCAGCCGAGCAGAGCGCGGCAGACCAUGUCGGCCUCGCAUGCCCCACCGGCAGUCUUCCGGGUACCGGCGAGUUACUGACCAUGGACUCUGCGCUCGUUUCUCUACCGGACUUGUCGACGUUGAUAUCCCCAGGUCUACCCCAUGUGUCACCGCCCAAGCCACAACAACCUGUUGUCAUGGAGCGUGGAUCGGACAGGUUUGACGUGGCAGGAGGCGAUAUCGCCGAUAUGAUUACAAGCCCAAUGGUGUCUGCCACACCCACAAUUUCUCGUGUUGGCAAACUACGCGAGGUGGCCCUUGGUUUGGCGGAGACGGCGACGCGACACCGCCGCGACGGUCAGCGCAGCAUCGCACAACGCAGUCUUUCUCAUCCGUUUGACGGCGCAGAGGAAGGGUCUCCUGGUGGCGGGAAGAGUACUGGGGGGAUGGAUGAGCAGGGAGUCCGGAAUGUUGGYAGGCCAUCUGCACCGUCUAUGGGGAAACGAUCCAUUGAGAGUGUGGAUGGUGCUCGGCACACCGCCAUGGCCGAGUUUGAGGACCGACACGGGAGUGCUUUGUCGACGAAGACGUCUGAUGUCCAUGCUACGAGAGCCGCAAAGGCGAGUCUUUCUCGGGCAAGGAAGAAGGCCUCGGCAAGGAAGGCGUCACGUUCAUCCUCACAUAUGCGUUCCCGAGAGAGAGGAUCGGGCGUUGUGCAUCUCGAGGAUAGAGAGAUUGCACCUGACGGCGACGCAUUGGAUGUUGGAGGGAGGGAUGCAACGACGGCGAAUAUCGUCGGCAGGGAGGGCACAGGGAAUGCAGUGGCAGGUCAGAAGAGACGCGGCAGUGUACUUAUCGUCCACGACGACAACACAGAUGUCGCCCCGGGAGAGACCACAGGCUCUGAUGAUGCAGGGGACUCCGAUUACGUACCCAAACCACGAGCGGCAGAUGGAGAUGAUGGAGGAGGGCGACGAGUGAGACCGAGGACACGACUCGGGCCGCAAGGGCAGCGAUCACAGGGCACACCAUCGGCGAUGAUUCCUGCCCCCAUAGAUCGGCGAGCUCAGGCGCAGCGGUUGCUGCGCAAAAUGGAGGCCACUCUUCAACAGACGCACGGAAAAGGAGUUCAAUCUCGAUUUCCUGCACGUCUCCAUGACCUCGUCCAGAUUCAGGCAUUCGAUCCGAUCCUCUUUGCUAGUGGGACCACGCCCCAGGGGUCACAGCAGCAUGGCGAAGCUGGAGUUGAAAUACCACGGCCUCGUUCCACCACUCAGCAUAUACACAAAAGACAGGAGAUUGUCCUUCGGGACAUCCGUUAAAAUUGGAACGAUACAGAGAAGAUUAGCAUGACCCCU